Eimeria acervulina is the source of this 4782-nucleotide messenger RNA. RefSeq lists its product as hypothetical. NCBI's taxonomy places the organism in Eukaryota, Apicomplexa, Conoidasida, Eucoccidiorida, Eimeriidae. Gene Ontology annotation, molecular function: transcription coregulator activity; shikimate 3-dehydrogenase (NADP+) activity. The coding region runs from base 1 to 4782 and encodes 1593 amino acids. The record is from RefSeq and is a predicted model, not a curated record. Gene Ontology annotation, cellular component: nucleus; SWI/SNF complex. The transcript is spliced from 9 exons. Gene Ontology annotation, biological process: regulation of transcription by RNA polymerase II.
AUGGAUUGUUUUACUGCAACGAUUAAAGACGAGGAGCUGCUGCAGCACUUCGGCUGCCUCCCUCCUCUUCCUCCCCAGCAGCAGCAGCAGCAGCAGCAGCAGCAGCAGCAGCAGCAGCAGCAGCAAGGGAAUUUGCUGCUGCUGUCUUGCGGCGGGGGCACCCUUCAUUUUGCUGAGGGUCAGCGUUUGCUGCUAAGUGAAGAACAAAUUGUUUGGAUAAGAAAUUCAUUUCAGCAGCAAAUCUGCAACCUCCUCAUGGCUGGCGAAGGUCCUCUUUGCUUCUCGCCUUACCUCCGCAAGCUGCUACUGGCUGAGCAGCAGCAGCAGCAGCAACAGCAGCACCAAGCACACUGGCAGCAGCAGCAGCAGGUGCUGCAGCAGCAACAGCACGAGGACGAAUGCAUAGCCUGUAUGUUGAGGGCAGCAGCGCAGCAGCUGGGUGUUGCUGCUGCUGCUGGUGCUGCUGCGGCUGCUGUGCAGUAUCAGUGCAGCAUCGACGCUGCUGCAUUGGAGCUUGCGGCCCAUUCAGCCUGCACAGCAGCAAACCCCGACAAGCAGCAGCAGCAGCAACAGCAGCAGCAGCAGCAACAGCAGCGGCAACAGCAGCAGCAACAUCAGAACGGUUGGUGCGGCAUGUGCUCUUCUGCUGCUGCUUGUCAAAGGCAGCGGCUAGCUGCUUCCCUAGGGAUUCUAUCACUUCAGCAGCAGCAGCAGCAACAGCAGCAGCAACAGCAGCAGCAACAGCCGUUUGGGGCAGCAGAGUUGCAGAGGAGCGUUUUGCUGCACCCUUUGUUAAUUUUGCAGCGACUUUCGUGCUGCAGCAGAGAGCAGCAGCAGCAGCAGCAGCAGCAGCUUUCAAACUGCCUGAGGCCCACUGCUGCUGUUGUUGCUGCAGCAAUAAAGCUUGCUGCUGUUUAUGCUGCAAGGCUGCCGGAGCUGCAGCAGCUGAGCUCCCGCUGUCUGUACACCCCAAGUAUGGGUUCUUUCCUUCGUGCUGCUGCUACUCUAGCAGCAGAACAGAAACAGCCUGCUGCUGCUGCUGGUGCUGCUGCUGUUCUUGACCUCCCCAGCAGCAGCAGCAGCAGCAGCAGAGCAACUGCAGCAGCAGCAAGCAGCAGCAAAAAUCGCAGCACUUUAGAGGGAGGAAGCCUGGAGCCCUCAAUCGCGUCUGCUUUGCUGCUGCUGCUGCAAAGUAAAUCUGAGGAACAACCAGCAGCAGCAGCAGCAGCAGCAGCAGCAGAUGGCGAGAUAGUAUGCUUCUCUGGUAUAAAGCUGCUAGCAGAUGCAGCAAAUUAUUAUUUGAAGCGCUGUGCUGCUGCUGCUGCUGCUGCAUCACUAACGACGCUGCUGCACAGGGCCCCGCCUCCUCUUCCUGGCAGCUGCUUCUUGACGUUGCCGCUGCAGCUGCUGCUUGCUGCUGCUGGAUUAGUCCUUCCUCCUGCUGCAGCACAGCAGCAACAGCAGCAGCAACAAAUGGUGCUGUUGGAGCAGGCGAAAGAAGCACGCGAAUCUUCUUUGUGUGAAGUGCGGGUAGAUUGGCUGCUGCAGCGGCUGCAGGACGAGGCUGACGCAGCCCUGCAGCAGCAGCAGCAGCAGCAGCAGCAGCAGCAGCAGCAGCAGCAAGAAGCCUUUGCUGCAGCAGGAGUUCUAGAAACCGUGCGCUUCGCUGUUUUGUCUUUGGGUCAGGAGGCGCUGCUAACCGCCAUCGCCAACUGCUCCGUUUUACUUGGCUGCAAUUUGCUGCUUACCUUCCGUACACCAGAUGAGGGCGGGGCGCUUCCUGCAGCAGCAGCAGCAGCAGCAGAAGCAGCAGCAGCAGCAGCACCAGACGUACCCUCAAGAGGGAAACAGUGGCUAUCUGCUGCCCCUCGUGCUGCUGCUGCUGCUGCUGCUGCCGGAGGUCGCAGCUACCGCAGCCGUUGGCUGAUGCACCGGCAGCACACCCCUGUAGCAGCAGCAUCAGCAGCAGCCGCAGCAGCAGCAGCAGCAGGAGCAGAGUCUGCUGCAGCAGCAGCAACGCUGCUGCUGCAGUAUUGGGAGACGCAGCUGCUGCUGUGCUCAGUUCCUGCUGCUUACAUCGAUUUGGAAUGUCGCCGCUGGUUAGCGUUGCUGCACCCUGAAGAAAGCCGCAUGCAGCUGUCUUCUGCUGCUGCUGCUGCUGCUGCUGCAGCAGCAGCAGCAACAAGUGCUGCUGCUGCUGUUGAUGAAGAAGGAAAAGAAAGCAAAGCAGAGUUUCAUUCUACGCAUGCAGUGCUGCAGCAGCUGCCGCGCUGGUGGCUAACGACCUUAAGGCCUCCUGCUGCUAACAGACGCAGCAGCAGCAGCAGCAGCAGCAUCAGCAGCAGCAAUAGCGCCUGCGCACCUGCAACAGCAGCUGCAUCAGCAGCAGUAGGACAGAUGCAGCACCUGGGGCUGCUGCAGUAUCCUCAAAAGGCUGCAGCAGCACGGCGUCUGCUGCGGCUGCCGUUUGCUGCUGCUGCUGCUCUGCGGUGUAUGGGCACAUACCAACGUGCAGCCGUGAGACAAAUAGCAGCAGCAGCAGCAAAGGCUGCUGCUGCUGCAGCACAGCGGCGGGGAAUUAUCCUAAGGCGGUUUUAUCGCCUUAGGAAGAAGGCUCCUACGACAGCAGCAGCAGCAGCAACAGCAACGGAUGCAGAAGCCGGCGAAGCAGCAGCAGGAAGUAGUGCUGCAGUGCAGCGUGCUGCUUCGGGUCAAUGGCAACAGCAGACGCAACAAAAGCAGCAGCAGCAGCAGCAGCAGUUGCUGCAGCAGCAGGUGCAGCAGCUGUGGAAGGGCCUCCUCUCUCAGCCCACCGGCUGUUUGGCGCUGCAGUCUGCAGCAAAGCUGCUGCGGGCUCUCCCCCCAGCAGCAGCAACAGCAUCUGCACCAGCAGCAGCAGCAGCAGCAGAAGCACCCGCAGACCCCGCAGCAGCAGCAGCAGCAGCACCAGCUGCAGCAGCAGCAGAAGUUAAGGAGCUGAUUAUGGGGCUGCGCGAACUUGUGCAAUCUGUGCGGGUACUACAGAAGGACCCCCGCUCAGCAGCUAUUGCUGCUGCUGCUGCUGCUCCUCCUUCUGCUGCUGUUGCUGCUCCUUUUGCAGCUGCUGCUGCUCCUGGUGCUGCUGCUGCUGCUUCUUCUGGUGCUGCUGCAGCAGGGAUUUCUUCUAUGGCUGGGCGAGCACCGCUGGAGGCUUCAGCAGUGGCGACUGCAGCCGUUGCUGCUGCUGCUGUUGCAGCUGCAGUGGAGAGGCUGCGAGUGCUGCUGCGCUGCAUUGCUGCUGCUGCUGUGCGCCGUGCAGUCAGCAGCAAGACAAGGAUUAUUGCCUCCCUGCAUCAGCAGCAGCAACAUCGGCAGGUGCUGCUGCUGCUGCAGCAGAAGCAGCUGCUUCCACCUGCCUCACAACUCGCCCGGCGCUUUCUUCUCGAAGCUGCUGUCUCCUUCUCGUGGCCGUUUGUCUCUGUCCCCAAGCUGGUCUUGCUUCCAACCAGCAGCAGCAGCAGCAGCAGCAGCAGCAGCAGCAACAGCAGCAAUACCAGUAACACUGACAGCAGAAGCAUCAGCAACAUCAUCAGCAGCAGCAAGGACUGGCAGCAGCAAGUGCAGAGUUUCUGUGCAAUAUCUGCUGCACUGCAGCAGCUGCUGCAGCAGCAGGUUAUUUUUAUCGUUGGGGGUUAUUCCUACUGUCUCUCUCGCGUUUGCUGCAGCAUUUUGUCUCCUUGCUGCAGCAGCACAGGCUCAGGGGUGUAUGGGCAGAUGCCGCAGCCGUUGCUGCUGCAGCAGAAGCGUUUGCUGCAGCAGCCCUGUCGCGGUAUUUUUCUUGUAGGGUAUCCUACAGUUAAGUCACCGACUCCUUAUCUUUAUUCUGUUUUGCUGCAGCAGCAGCAGCAGUAUUUGCAGCAGCAGCAGCAGCAGCAGCAGCAGCAUUUGCAGCAGCAGCAGCAUGUGCAGCAGCAGCACGUCUACACGGACUUCUUCCCUCCGCUAAAAGAACAACAUCAUUAUCUUUCGCUGCAGCAACAACUGCAACAGCUGCAGCAGCAUCAGCAACAACAGCAACAGCAACAACAGCAUGCGGAGCAUGCGCUGCUUCUUCAGUUGCAGCAGCAGCAGCUGCAGCAGGAAUUGCAGCAGCUGGAAGCAGAGUUCGCGUACUGGGCGCAGCAGCUGCUGCUGCACCAUCGCUAUUUAUUUGGAGGUGCUUCAAUAACAAUUCCUUUUAAAGAGCUGUCUCUCGGUUUAGUAGAUAAAGCAAACUCUUCAGCUGCUGCAGCAGGAGCCGUAAACUCUGUCUUUUGGAGUCCAUCUGGGACCCUCCUCGGUGCAAAUACAGAUGCAUAUGCAAUUAAAGAAGCUCUUAGAAGACAUAAACAGCCAGAGGACGUGUGCUGCAUUUUGCUGCUGGGGGCCGGGGGAACAGCCAGGGCUGCGCUUGCUGCAAUAUCGCAGUGGUGCAGCAGCAGCAGUAGCAGCAGCAACAACAACAACAGCAGCAGCAGCAAGAGCGGCAGCAGCAGCACCAUCAACGGCAGCAGCAGCACCACCAUCACCACCAUCAACAGCAGCAGCAGCAGCAGCAGCAGCAGCAGCAGCAGCAGCAAAUGCUGCUGCAGCAGCAAAGGCGUACGGGUUUUAAUUCUUAACCGUACUAUAAAAAGAGCAGAAACACUUGCAAAUGAAUUUGACGCUGAGGUCGUCACCUCUCUUGAAGCCUUAAAGGGAGCCCACAUCGACGUCAUCAAUAACUAUUAUGUUUAUUUCUUUCUUAUUAUUAUAACAAUUUAA